Molecule: messenger RNA, 2140 nt
Organism: Phlebotomus argentipes
Lineage: Eukaryota; Metazoa; Arthropoda; Insecta; Diptera; Psychodidae
Gene: Rbpn-5
Product: rab GTPase-binding effector protein 1
Exons: 7
Coding region: 174-2084 (636 amino acids)
Biological process (GO): endocytosis
Cellular component (GO): intracellular membrane-bounded organelle
Molecular function (GO): metal ion binding; GTPase activator activity; growth factor activity
Source: RefSeq, a predicted model, not a curated record
GUUGUUGAGAAAAUUUUUAAAUUACGCGCUCAUAUUUGCCUAAAGCUCUUGAGCGAUAGCAGCGCACCAAGUGUGAAAUAAACUGUUCCCAAAUAUUUGGGGCCACUGACAGUGGGUCACACAAAAGUGUGUUUUUUGUUUCUGGCGUAAAAAAGAACCCCAUUAGUUGCGAAAUGGACGAAAAAGUGUCAGGAGUAAACGAGGAGGAAGCAGAGUCAGUCAGGGCGGACGCUCCAGUAACUGCGGUGGUCAGCAAUCAGGCAGAACAGACGGAGGAGAUUAGAAAGCUUCGCGAGGAAUUCAAUGGACAGCGUGCCAAGAUGAGAGAGCUGUAUUUGCAGAAAGAAGCGGAGUGCAAGAAGCACUCUAUAAAGAUCGACAGUCUAACCAAAGAACUGGAUGAGGCCAAGAGUCAGCUGAUUGUGGCGGAGUAUCGAAAGGAGAAUGAGAUGCAAAACCAGGAAUUGAAGGCACAAGAGGAACUUGCAUCGCUCAGACAACUCGUACAGGACACUUUGGAUGAAUCCAGUCAACUCAAAGAUGACCAGAAGCGUCUCUACGAUGAGUACGAACGCAUCCGCCAAGAGAAUCACAAUCUCAAGGAAAUGCUGAGCAAUCAGGAAUCUCCAAGUCUCGCUCCUGUGUUCAGUCAUGUGAAGAAGAUCGCCCGAAAGCUGGGCGCUGACUCCAAGGAUGACAAUCUCGAAGAUUCCAUGCGGAAGGUAAACAAAUAUGCCCAGGAAGACGCUGAAGUGCUACGUUCACUUGUUGUACCUCUGGAGGAGGAGAUAAAAGCUCUAAAGGAAAAACUAAGAGCCACUGACGAAGAGCUUCAAUCUAUGCGUGGUGGAGCGGCUUCAGAUUUUGCCGUGGGCGGUCUGUUGAAGGACACCCAGCCGAGAAGUGACAGCAAGUCGGCAGUUGACGGUCAGUUUCCUUGUGAGAUGUGUAAGAACUAUGAAAUGCAGUUGGUGCAAGCACAGGAGAACGUCCAGAAGGAACAGGCAAAGACGGAACAGGUGGUGAAGCAGGUGGAACGUCUCAAAGAGGACCUGGGUCAUGAAGCUAUUCUUAGACGUGAACUGGAGUCUCAGUGGCAAGAGAAGCGAGAGGCGCACAAGAAUGAAGUGCUCUCACUGACGGAAAAUAUGAAGAAGACCGAGGACUCUUUCGCUCAUCUUCAGAGGCACUACAAUGAGAUCAAAGAUGAAAUUAACCAAGAACUACUGAAGCUCACGCACGAGCGCGAGAGUGUCCAUCGUCAUUUGGAGUCUCUGCAGCGUGACAAUGACAUUUUGGCGGGUAAAUAUCUCGCCACAUCGGAAGAGAUUCAAAAUCAGGAAAUUAAUCUGCCUAACACGGUUGAGGAGCUGCAGGAGAUGCUCUUGCAAGUGCAUCAGAGUCUUAUUGAGGCGCGCGUAGGGUGUGAAUUUGAGCAAACGAAGAGCAUCAGUCUGAGGGAUGAGUCACAACUGUUGAGGGAUCAGCUGGAGUCGUUCUACAAAGAGCGCCAAGCGUAUGAGAAGGAAAUGGUGGCUAAUUUGCGGAGUUCAGAGUUUCAGUUGAAGGAAUCGAUGGCAAAGGUGAGACAGCUGACGGGUCUCAAGGAGGCAUUCGAGCGGAAGGAGGUGGAAUACAAAAAGGAGUCAUCAGAACUCAGGGAGCAAGCCAUCGACCUGCGCGCGCUCAAUACCAAAUUGGAAAAGACUAAUGCAGAUUUGAAGAGCAAAGUGACUACUCUUCAGCAAGAUAUGGCCAAUGGCGAAGCAGUUCAGCAGGAUUUUGUCAGACUUUCCCAAUCCUUGCAGAUGCAACUGGAGAAGAUCCGUGUGGCUGACACGCAAGUGCGCUGGCAGGACGACGAAGAUGUGGAUCAGUGUCCCAACUGCAAGUCACCCUUCACCGUAACGAAGAGAAAGCAACACUGUCGCCACUGCGGAACAAUCUAUUGUGAUAAGUGUCUGAGCCGGACUGUUCCGUCUGGACCGCACAAGAAGCCAGCGCGAGUCUGUGACGUCUGCCACACACUCCUCAUGCAAAACACGGCGCCAUACUUCAGCCAAGCGCCACCGCAAACGCCGUAAUGCGUCCCUUCCCCAGAGAUUUUCAUUGUGAUAACGCUUUGCUCCGAUAAAAUAUC